GCACUUCCUGUAAGGCCUCUGUGUGCAUCCGAACCGAUCCGAACCGAACCCAGCCCUCGCAAGCAGUUCGCGAUGGUGGACGAGCUGGUGCUGCUGCUGCGCGCACUCCUGGUUCGGCACCGCGCCCUGAGCAUCGAGAAUAGCCAGCUUAUGGAACAGCUGAGACUGCUGGUGUGCGAGAGGGCGAGUCUGCUGCGCCAGGUACGUCCGCCGAGCUGCCCGGUGCCCUUUCCCGAAACGUUUAACGGCGAGAGUUCCCGGCUCCCCGAGUUUAUUGUGCAGACAGCGUCUUACAUGCUUGUGAAUGAGAACCGAUUCUGCAACGACGCAAUGAAGGUGGCUUUCCUGAUCAGCCUCCUCACUGGGGAAGCGGAGGAGUGGGUGGUGCCCUACAUUGAGAUGGAUAGCCCCAUCCUAGGUGAUUACCGGGCCUUUCUCGAUGAGAUGAAACAGUGUUUUGGCUGGGAUGACGACGACGAAGAUGACGACGAUGACGACUAUGAAGAAGAUGAUUACUAGGCCCCAGAGCUCGUUGGGCCUAGAGGGGGAGGGCCCUGCACGCCACCUCCCUCCCACCCCACCACUCCUGGAGCCACUGUGCUCCUGCUUGCUGUCAUCCACCUCCCUUCCCUUCUGUUCUCUCUUUCAUCCCUCCCUCCCCCGUAGUGCUUGUUUUGUUACAGGAUUAGUGCUCCUUACCUGCUACUGCUGGAUCUGGGCCUGGGCCUUGCUCUGAAACUUGCCCUGUCUUGGUGUCUUGUCUUCAACUCUGGCCAGCCCCAGUACCACUCCCCUGCUAAUCUGUACUGUGUCCUGACUCCAACUACUGGCCAGGUUCCUGUUAAAACUGGUCGAAUCACCUAUAUUCCUGCUGCUGCCACCCCCUCGACUGCCAGUCUUACUGCCCAAAGACCUAUGCUGCCACUUUACCAUCACCCACCACAUCCCACAGACAGACUAUAGCCUUUGGAGAUAAGGACCAAGUAGAAGAUGGCUGAGUUGGCUACAUCUCUUCGGACAUUCAUUUCGACAGCUCACCAACCCCUGAAGGGGCCAGUGUUACAGCCUGGUUAGUUCUCUGUCUAAUCCCAGGGUUCCUUCUCUGCCCUACCAGAUUGCUGCAGGAGCCUGAUGUGCCUGAUGGCUAAAAUGUUGGCGUUUCUUUUUUCUUAUGCACCGGUUUUGCACAGCAGUUGUUUUUCUUUCAAAGUUGCAGCAGUCUCACAGAUGUGAGCAUUUGGACAAAUAAUACUAAAAACAAAACAAGCAAAUAACAGAAAACAGGCACUCAGCCCAGCUCCUCAAUACUACCUGGAAAAAGCAUUGGCAUUCUUUUCAAUA
Molecule: messenger RNA, 1341 nt
Organism: Castor canadensis (American beaver)
Lineage: Eukaryota; Metazoa; Chordata; Mammalia; Rodentia; Castoridae
Gene: Ldoc1
Product: LDOC1 regulator of NFKB signaling
Source: RefSeq, a predicted model, not a curated record